AUGAGUGAAGGAGCAGUGACUUGGUCAUCUAGAAAGCAACCUAUAGUCACUUUAUCAACCACAAAGGAGAGUUUGUUGCUGCAUGUGCAUGUGCAUGUCAAGCUGUUUGGACGAGAAGAAUACUCAAAAGAGAUCGGUUCUUUACAGACAGAAGGAACCAAACUUAUGUGUGAUAAUGCUUCAACUAUUAAGCUGUCAAAAAAUCCCGUUCUACAUGGUCGUUCUAUGCACAUAAGUGUGAGAUUUCAUUUUCUUAGAGAUCUUACAAAAGAAGGCACUGUCAACUUAGUGUUUUGUGGUACUCGAGAUCAACUUGCUGAUUUGUUGACAAAGCCUCUCAAAUUGGAAGCAUUUCAGAAACUACAUAAAGAGUUUGGGUGCAGGAUAACGGUAUGUCUUGAUCUCCAGGGAGUUGCUCUUAUUUAUACAUCAGCCAGUUUAGCUGCAGCAACUAUAAAUGCUAUUCCUGUUAUUACGUUUCUUUUCGCCCUUCUAUUCAGGGUGGAGAUGUUGAAGCUAAAGUCAAUAGUAGGAUUAGCAAAGGUGGGAGGAAUAGUGUUUUGUAUGGGCGGUUUGUUGGUUUUGGUGUUCUACAAAGGCCCUCAACUCACAUUCUUUAACAAUCACCACCUUUUUUCUAUACAAAAACAUCAUCAAAAUCCACUUCAUGUUGCUUCAACCCAAACUUGGAUUAAGGGUUGCUUCCUAAUGAUGGCUUCAAAUACCUUGUGGGCUUUAUCACUUGUUCUUCAGGCAUUUGUACUGAAAUGUUAUCCUUCGACACUUCUAUUCACUAGUCUUCAAUGCCUUGUUAGCUCGUUUCAAUCGUUCGUUAUUGCCAUUGCUUUGGAGAGAAACCUUGACGAAUGGAAAUUGUCUUGGAAUCUUAGACUUCUUUCGGUCGCAUAUUGUGGAAUAGUGGCAACUGGGGUUACAUAUUCUCUUCAAACAUGGGUCAUUAAGAAGAAAGGACCAGUUUUUUUAGCCAUGUCAACGCCAAUUAUUCUGGUCAUUACAACUAUUUCUUCUGCCGUUCUUCUUGGCGAGAGUAUCAGCCUUGGAAGGUAACUUAAGUGUUUGAUUUCAUUUGAGAUCUCAUGGUAAUC
This is a messenger RNA of Cucurbita maxima (winter squash), 1106 nucleotides long. Its product is annotated as WAT1-related protein At5g64700-like. The record is from RefSeq and is a predicted model, not a curated record. Lineage: Eukaryota; Viridiplantae; Streptophyta; Magnoliopsida; Cucurbitales; Cucurbitaceae. The transcript has 5 exons. Gene Ontology annotation, cellular component: plasma membrane. Gene Ontology annotation, molecular function: transmembrane transporter activity. Bases 1 to 1068 code for a protein of 355 amino acids.